AUGGCCGGAACCUAUAACGAAAAUGUCGAUAGGAUGAGGCCGACUGAGUAUCCGCAUAUGAACGUUGGAGUAUAUCUUGACCACAGUGGAGCCACGAUAUAUGCGAAAUCAGCGAUCGAAGGUUUCACCGAGAAGAUGCUGACAGGCUUGUACGGAAAUCCCCACUCGGAAAAUGCUCCCGCGAGGCUCUCCAGCAAUGUCGUUGAAGACGUCCGCGCGAAGACGCUAGAUUUCCUGGGUGCUAAUCCGGAACACUUCGAUCUUGUCUUUGUCGCAAAUGCUACAGCAGCUAUCAAGCUUGUAGGGGAAGCCUUCCGAGACUUGGGAGAGAAGACACGUUCGAAAUCAUUCUGGUACGGAUAUCACAGGGACGCGCAUACCAGCCUCGUUGGAGUUCGUGAGUGGUCGAACAACCAGUCGCACUGCUUCGAGAGUGAUGAAGAGGUCGAAGACUGGCUUCGUCGACCAGCUACUGCCGAUGUCAAACUGCCGGAUCGCCACUCCUUAGGCUUAUUUGCGUACCCGGCCCAAUCGAACUUGACUGGCAGGCGACUGCCCUUGGAAUGGGCACCGUUGGCCAUGACAUUUCCCAUGUCUCGAGUGUUUUCAGAUCCAGCAUCAUCACCGGACUUCACAUGCUUGUCUUUCUAUAAGAUCUUCGGUUUCCCGGACGUAGGGGCUCUGGUUGUCCGCAGAGAGUCUGGCCAUAUAUUGAGUCUUAGGAGAUAUUUCGGAGGUGGAACGGUCGAGGCUGUCGGUGUGAUCGAGGACGUCUUUCACCGUUCCAAGGGCCAAGAAGGACCUGAUGAAAAUCUGCAUGAAGGGCUGGAGGAUGGGACUCUCCCUUUCCAUAGCAUUCUCGCCCUUGGCGAAGCCAUCGAUUCGCACCAACGACUUUUCAUGUCGAUGGAGGUGGUGUCUGACCAUACACACGAUCUUGUCACGCGGUUGCAGCAAGGGCUCGUGGCGCUGCGGCACUACAAUGGGCGGUCAGUGUGUCAAAUCUACCAUUACAAACACCAGAAGCAAGACGAUGUCUCCGUCGGGAGCACCUUCAGACAUGGCUCAGCAGUUGCUUUCAAUAUCAUCGGUCAUGAUGGGAAAUAUGUUCCUUUCACGGAAGUUGAAGAAGCAGCGAAUCAAGCCGGAAUAUAUGUCAGGUCAGGAGGAGUGUGCAAUCCCGGAGGAAUUUACGCAGUCCUGGGAUAUGAGUCAUGGAUGCUGCAUCGCGCACUACAAGCAGGCUCCAUGUGUGGCAGAUCAGCCAAAGGUGUCCUCCAUGGGACACCUACCGGGGUGGUUAGAGCAAGUGUAGGUGCUAUGUCCACAAAAGCGGACGUUGACGCCCUCGUUCAAUUUAUCCAGGCCACCUUCAUGAAGGACCAACUCUGA
Molecule: messenger RNA, 1392 nt
Organism: Microdochium trichocladiopsis
Lineage: Eukaryota; Fungi; Ascomycota; Sordariomycetes; Xylariales; Microdochiaceae
Product: pyridoxal phosphate-dependent transferase
Exons: 5
Coding region: 1-1392 (463 amino acids)
Biological process (GO): molybdopterin cofactor metabolic process
Molecular function (GO): molybdenum cofactor sulfurtransferase activity
Source: RefSeq, a predicted model, not a curated record